Molecule: messenger RNA, 1206 nt
Organism: Laccaria bicolor S238N-H82
Lineage: Eukaryota; Fungi; Basidiomycota; Agaricomycetes; Agaricales; Hydnangiaceae
Exons: 4
Coding region: 1-1206 (401 amino acids)
Biological process (GO): transmembrane transport
Cellular component (GO): membrane
Molecular function (GO): ABC-type transporter activity; ATP hydrolysis activity; ATP binding
Source: RefSeq, a predicted model, not a curated record
AUGCUUUGUGUUGAGCUUGUGUGGGCGUUUAUUACAGGGUGGCAGGUGAUGCUGGUUGGGGUGGGUUUGGCGCCGGUGUUUGCGGCUUGUAUGGCUGUUCAGUCGUGCCUUGUUGCAAAGUGUGAGAUGCGCAAUAAGAGGGCUAGGGAAGAGGUUGCAAAGGGGUAUUACGAGACGCUUUCAAACAUGCAUGGAAUUCGUUGCAUGGCCUUCGAAGGCAUCUUCUGCUCCCACUUCAACUUUGCUACUGAUAAAGUGCUCACCACUGGCGUUCGCGGUGCCUUUGUCAAAGAGUGUACCCAUGGCCUCGCCAGCGCACUCAUCUACCUGGCUGAAGCCCUCUUGUUCUACAUCGGCGCCAUCCUCAUCACCUGUGGGACUUACACCUACCUCCAAAUGGUUGAAGUCCUCAACCUUGUUGUAUUCUCUGUGACGAUUGGCUCCCAACUCAUGGCCUUCACUGAGAAGAUCGCAAGGUCUGGACAAGCUGCUAACGACUUCAACCAACUUCUCCAGCUCAACACCACAUCCACUGACGAAACCAAGGGCGUUGUCCACCCAGAACUCGCAGGCGGAAUCGAUCUCAACAACAUCCAUUUCUUCUAUCCCGGGCGACCAGAGGUUCCCGUUCUCAGGAACGUCAACCUCUCCAUCGACGACGGCGAGUGCAUCACAAUCAUUGGUCCCUCCGGUUCUGGCAAGUCCACGCUUGCCACCCUCCUCCAACGUCUGUACGAACCCACCAAUGGCACCAUCACCAUCGGCUUAAACAGACUCUGCGAUAUCGAGAUCAACCACCUCCACGAUCACGUCUCUGUGGUAUCUCAACACCCUAAUCUCUUCGACGCCACCAUCGCAGAGAACAUCCGCUACGGAAAUCAAGCAAUUUCAGACUACGACAUCCACCAUGCUGCAAAGGCUGUGCAGGUCCAUGACUUUAUAUUGUCCUUGCCCCAGGGAUGUCAUAUCCCGUUGAUCGCUCGUGCCCUCACUAGGCCCUCUCGGAUCCUGAUCCUUGACGAAUGUACGUCAUCUCUGGAUGGAGAGAACCAGGCCAAGGUUCUUGAUACGAUACAGGCGGCCAAGCUGGGUCGGACUACCAUGAUGGUCAUGCACAAGCUUGAGGUGAUGAUGAUGUGCAAUCGGAUUGUGGUUGUUGAUGGUGGGGAGGUGAGGAAGCAAGGGACAUAUGAUGAGCUCAUGUAG